GAGACCAAUAGAAGCUCUCUCGUCCGAUAACACGUCAUGCUUGGCUCGAGGACAGGGCGCGAUCGUACUUCCAGAUGGUGCUACAAACACCGGUACGAGCGUACGAGUGUUUCUACGAGAUUUCGCGCCCCUCCUAAAUACCUGUCUCGAUUUCUUUUCGCCGACGAAGUUCGACUUUACGGGCGAACAACCUCAUUGCUCGAUUCGCCGUUUCCCACACAGUUGUGUCUGUUAUUUCGCGUGUUGAUCUGCAAAUUUACAACAAAUUGUUCUCGAAGUUGUUGCGAACAACGUCGAUCGAGGUUCCGCGCGAUUGAUUGUCGCACAAGUAAAUCGACGUGAGAGGGAACGUCGUCGCGCUCCCCCUCUUUUGGAUCCGCUUUUUGUGACAAAGUAUAUCAACAUUCAUGGGCGAAGUCGCGAUAAUUCGUGGAACAAUGUGUUCGGAAUCGUCACGAUUCUAAAGACGCCGCUUCCGGAGGAGAAAGAGAGAAGCGACAUUCAACGCGUGUGUCACUCCUCGAAUAUGUCUACUUCCUUUUCGCAGCAACAAAAUCUCAAGCGUAAAGCAACUGGUUUGAACUUGAAGUUUGCACACUUCCAGAGACUUCAGUUUUGCAGAUAAUAUAUACAAUAGUCAAAAAUUAGUUAAGUAAAUGAUAUAAGCUAGUCUCAAACAGGUUGAAGAAAAAUCAAAGAUCCUUUUGCGAGCGCUGAAUAUAAAUAUACUUGAUAUAUCAUUUUUUUGUGUCUGUGUCUUUGCAAAUUGAUUAUGCUAUCAUCAUGACCACAGUGGCACUGACUGAUAAACAGCUUCACCAACUGGGUAUUAGCAUUGCAAAAGCUGUAAACUCGACGGAGACUCCUGUAAAGGAGAAACAUGUGCGAAGUGCAAUUAUCGGUACAUAUCGAGAAAAGAGUGGUGCCAUUUUUUGGUUGUACAUAUUGAGGCAACCGUUGCAAGAAAAUCAGAUUGUUGCUUGGAAAUUCUGUCAUGUUUUGCACAAACUACUGCGCGAAGGCCAUCCUCGAGUUAUCGUCGAUUCGCAGCGAUAUCGUGGCAAACUUGAGGAUAUCGGCAAGCUCUGGCAACACCUGAGAGAAGGCUACGGUCGUCUCAUUCAGUUGUAUACAAAACUGUUAAUUACUAAAUUAGAUUAUCACAAAAGAAAUCCACGCUUACCUGGAAAUCUGCAAGUAACAGCGGAGGAACUAGAAGCCAUCGGAGAAAAUGACAUCAAUGUGUACUUCCAAAUGUCCGUUGAAAUGUUUGAUUACAUGGAUGACAUCUUAGAGUUACAGCAUGCAGUUUUCGGUUCUCUGGAUAUGUCGCGGUCCAAUUCGAUGACGCCCUGCGGUCAGUGCCGACUCGCGCCGUUAAUCCCGUGCAUACAGGACGCCUCGCAGCUGUACGAUUGUUGCGUAAAAAUAUUGUUCAAGCUUCACGGCGCGCUUCCGGCCGACACAUUAACCGGACAUCGCGAUAGAUUCUCAAAACAAUUUCAUGAAUUGAAAAGUUUCUACAACACUAUCAAACAUAUGCAGUAUUUCAAACAUUUGAUAACUAUUCCGUCAUUGCCCGAGAAUCCACCCAACUUUUUAAUACAAUCCGAAUUAAGAACAUAUGUCACGCCAAUAGUGGUACUUCCGCCUGAAGAAUCUAUAGACAGCGAGUCUGUUAUAGAAACUCUCAUCGAUACGUCCGACACGGGAUCGUUAACGGGAGAUCAAAUAGAUUCUACAAAUACACGAAACGGUUCGAUAUCGCCUGACGUUCUCGCGGAAAGAGACAAUCUUAUUAGUCAUUUAUGUCAAGAAAACAGUCGUCAAAGACAAGAACUGAAUCGCAUACUUAUGGAACAUCAGCAAGUGACCGCGGAUCUUAGAAACCGUGUUUUGGAACUAGAAUCGACCCUCUCUGCUAAAAGCAAUGAAAUUGUGACGGAGAAGCAAACUUGUCAACAGCUUAUAAAAGAGAACACAAAUAUCUUGGGAAAAUUUCAAGAAAUUGAAGGAAAAAAUGAAGUUAUAGAAGAGAAGUUUAAAAAACUCAAGGAUGUUUACUCAAAAUUAAGAGAGGAGCAUAUCAGUUUAAUCAGAAAGAAAGCCGAAUUGGACAAAGAACUGGGAGGACUGAAUUUGUUGCGGGAACAAUCAGAACGUCGAACGUUAAAGGCCGAAGAGCGACUGCAAGAACUUCUUCAAGGACAAGCGUCGGCGGAACAGGAAACACAGAGAGUGACACAAGCACGUCAAGAUUUAGAGGAUGUAAGGAAGAGACUUGAUGCUGUCCAAACCGAGAAUUUGGCGUUAGUAGCAAAGAUAGAUUUUAUCACUUCCGAGAAAACAGCUUUGGAGGGAGAUCUUCAUGACUUGCUGGUGCAGAAGGAAGAGCUUGAUUUACGAAUAACGAAUUUGGAAACUGAUGCCGAACGAACGUGCAAUCGAGUAAAAGUGGACGCCAGCACAGCUUUGUUCGAUUUAUUACUAAACGCUAUAUCGGAAGCAGAAUCUAUCUUGCAGCAAGCGAUGCACGCGAUCGAUAACCCGGCCAUAUCGGCCCUAACAUGUACACCUGAUUAUCUUGGUGGUUUAUUGGAACCCACAGAUAAAUCACUGCGUGAUUUACAAGAAACAUACAAUGAUUAUAUAUCCGACACUACGAAAGGAAAAUUGUUGAUUCGCGCUUCUAUACGCAGCGCAUAUUUUCUGGCUCUCUAUCUGAUAUACGCAAAAUCCACUUCGAACACAUCGACGGAUAUUGGUUCAGCUGACAGAUUCGCCGACGAAUGUAAACAAUUGGGCUCGCAAGGUUUAAUUAUGUUGAGUUACAUCAAAGAGAAGUCUUCGAUGACCGAAGCACAAAUUACAAAUGUUAAGAGUCAGUUGCAAAAGAUUUCGUCUCUUGUAAGUACGUUGUCGACCACUCAGAACAACGUUGAAAUCAUCGGGAAUUUAGUGGAAAACGAGCUGCAAAGUAUGGACAAGGCUAUAGAAGAAGCGGUUGCAAGAAUAAAGGAUAUGUUGGACAAGUCUCGCGCGGCAGAUUCAGGUUUAAAGCUGAAAGUUAACGAGCAGAUCUUGGAUUCUUGUACAGAAUUGAUGAAAUUCAUAAGGAAACUGGUGCAAAAGUCUCGUUUCUUACAGAGAGAAAUCGUGGAGCAGGGAAGGGGAACUGCCUCGGCUACGGAAUUUUACAAACGUAAUCAUCAAUGGUCCGAAGGUCUCAUCUCGGCAGCAAAAGCGAUUGCUAUGGGCGCAAAUUUCUUGCUAGAAGCAGCGGAUAAAGUUGUAUCGGGCAAGGGGAAAUUCGAACAAUUGGUUGUCGCUUCGCAAGGAAUAGCAGCAUCUACCGCACAACUGGUAGUCGCUAGCAGAGUCAAGGCUGACAGAAACAGCACUAAUUUGACUGAACUUUCAAAAGUCUCGAGAGAAGUGACUCAGGCGACAGCGAACGUUGUAGCAACUGCCAAAAGCUGCAACCAUCUGGUCGAGGAAAAUGAGGAUUUAGACAUGUCCAAUUUGAGCUUGCAUCAAGCUAAAAGACUGGAAAUGGAAGCGCAAGUGCGAAUCUUGGAACUGGAACAGGCUCUGGAAACCGAGAGAUUGCGCCUGGCAGCUCUACGACGCUAUCAUUAUCAACUCGACGGAGACAGCGAAACAUAAGCGAUAUUAUGGAUUUGAGUCUAUAUUAAAAAUCACACUUAGCAAUUGCAAAAAUUGUAGAUAAGAAAGUAUAGCAGUGUUGUGUAAAUUAGUCUAAUUAUUCCGUUAUAGAGCAAUUGAUUUGACUUCUAUUACACACAAACAAAAUUUAUUCAUCAUUUAUUCUUAGAAUUUAUAUAUAUAUACACACACACACAUAUUGUGCAAGUAUCUAAAAUAUCAACGAAUUUUCGUCGAUAGAAACUGAUCUAUACAUAACGUACUUUAUUGAUAAAUGCUCGAGUAUUAUAAUUUACUCGUCACACCCGAUCUUUCAUCUUACACGUCAUUUUUCAAUUGAUGCAGUAUUUGUUUUUUUUUUUUUGUUGUUGUAUUAUGUUUACAUGUAUUACAGAGCAUUUAUGAAGUAAAGUACAUUUGUCAAAGAAAAUGCAAUGAGCAAUGAAAUUCAAAAUAUCUAAAGUGAGUUUUUUUAUUAUAGAGUAAUUUUAUAAGAGAAUUACAUUUGUUUUUUGAAACAUAUAUUUUUAAGAAGAGAAUUUGUAUGUUAAUUAAUAAUCGUGAUUUUGGAAAUCUAUAAAAACUCCCGAGUGUAUUUUUUAGUUCCGUAUAGUAUUUUGAUCUUGACGAUCUUAGAUGAUGAUGUUUGUAAUGUUGCGUGUAGAAUAUAAUUUAGACUGAGCACACAAAUUUUUGUAAUACCGCAUCUUUUUGGAGAUGAAGGCAAAAUUUUCAAAAUUCAUAAGUGUGCGUACGUUUGGCAUAAGUGAAACUCGCAUGUGUGAAAUUUCUCCGACGAAGUCUCUUUACCAAAGUUAUUUUAUACAUAUAAAUACUGUUUUUCUCAAUAAAUUAUCAAGAAUCAA
Molecule: messenger RNA, 4532 nt
Organism: Pseudomyrmex gracilis
Lineage: Eukaryota; Metazoa; Arthropoda; Insecta; Hymenoptera; Formicidae
Gene: Hip1
Product: huntingtin-interacting protein 1
Exons: 18
Coding region: 784-3666 (960 amino acids)
Biological process (GO): endocytosis; actin filament organization; clathrin coat assembly
Cellular component (GO): clathrin-coated vesicle; actin cortical patch
Molecular function (GO): clathrin-cargo adaptor activity; phosphatidylinositol-3,5-bisphosphate binding; phosphatidylinositol-3,4-bisphosphate binding
Source: RefSeq, a predicted model, not a curated record